ACCAAAAAGGGGCAAAACGGGCAAGUGACUUUAUUUACAAACAAAACGUUUUUUUAUUCUGACCGCCUGAGCGCUGGAAUUACAAUUUGCAUCAGUUUUGCUGUAAAUUGAAAAGUUGAGUGACACAUUAACAUGCAGGAGGAAUGCCGAAUCACCCCAGAUGUAUCACCUUCACCACCAACCACCCAACCGGACUCGGAACCGAUGGUCUUGGAAUCCGAUUUAAUUGACCACAUUUGUCGCGACCAGAAGGUCUUCUACAAAAGUCAGCAAAUCAACGAUCCCGAACUGACGGACGACGAAAAGUUGCAAAUCCUCAGACAGGUUCUCGAUAAAAGUCACACUACGUUCCUUGCCCGGUUCGGCGCAUUCAUCAGGGAAGAUCAUUUACGGUAUUUCGAGCAGGAACCACAAACCAGUUGCUACAGCCCGGAUGAGCGAUAUGAGGUGGACUACUAUUUGGACAGGAUUCGAAAAUCUCACCACGGCGGAAGAGAGCAAGAAGUACGCAACAGGCGAUACGCAGCAUUGAAGCAACUGGUCCAGGAGGGGAACUAUUUUAGUGAAACGGAGAUGAUGCAACGGGAACCGCUUUUGUACGAUCAACUGGUGGGACAGUAUUUGACGGAGCAGGAGAAAAAGGUGCGGGACGCUACGGGGGCCAAAAAUGAUAGUCUUGUGGCGAUACUGUUCAGUGGAAUCGAUAAGGAAAACGCUGAAUCUCUGAAGAAGGAACAGGAAAGUGAGGAACGGCAGCAGGAUUUGGCGGAUGACGAUGAGGACAGCUAUAAGGAGAAGCCACCGGAUUCGCCUGGGUUCUCGAGAGCUCAGUGGGGAAACUUUGAUCUGGAGGAAGAAGAGCGGCAGCAGAAUAUCCAACGAGAACUGGAAGCAAAGAGGCGGAAUAAAAGGUUCUCUGUCCCGGUGAACAUGCUGACUGCAGGCGAAAGGGAUUUGCUGAGAGAUGAGUUCUUGGGGACGAUGUAUUCCAAAUUUAUAUCUGGGGAGGAUGGUGAUUUUGAUUAUUCCAAAAUCGACGAAAGUGUCGAGUACGAUAAUCUGGACAUUUUGGAACAGGACGAACAGGAGCGGUAUUUCGACACGGAAGACGGGAUGGAUGAGUUGGAGAGCGGACUGAUAGAAGAGCAGAAUGGUGACAUGCAACAAGACGAAGAUAGUGAAGAGGACGAUCUGGAUGUCUACAUGAGGCAUUUGAAUCAACAUUUGGAAAACCAGAAGAAUGUGCAGCAAAUAAGCAGUCAAAUGGGAGACAUAAGCUGUGAAUAUGAAAGUGAAGAAGACGAGUAAAAGUAUCCUUCAUCAGAGAAAAACGUGGUGUUGAAUUUUUA
Molecule: messenger RNA, 1349 nt
Organism: Aedes aegypti (yellow fever mosquito)
Lineage: Eukaryota; Metazoa; Arthropoda; Insecta; Diptera; Culicidae
Product: coiled-coil domain-containing protein 97
Exons: 2
Coding region: 133-1308 (391 amino acids)
Source: RefSeq, a predicted model, not a curated record